Molecule: messenger RNA, 5770 nt
Organism: Thalassophryne amazonica
Lineage: Eukaryota; Metazoa; Chordata; Actinopteri; Batrachoidiformes; Batrachoididae
Gene: zeb2a
Product: zinc finger E-box binding homeobox 2a
Exons: 9
Coding region: 338-4000 (1220 amino acids)
Biological process (GO): regulation of transcription by RNA polymerase II; anatomical structure development
Molecular function (GO): RNA polymerase II cis-regulatory region sequence-specific DNA binding; DNA-binding transcription factor activity, RNA polymerase II-specific
Source: RefSeq, a predicted model, not a curated record
GUGUGUGCGUGCGUGCGUGCGUGCGUGCGCGCGUGCGUCUUCCGCCUCCUCUGUGACGCGCGUCCGUGGAGCAGCUCCUCGCUUCACAUCAGACGGACGCGGGGCUGCGGGUGCGCACGGGCGGUGCGCGCGGGUCCAAAAAACAAAAAAACAAACCAAAAGAGACAAAAAGAAGCAAAAAGAGCAACUUUUCUGAAUGAAAGGAGGCUUUUGAGGGCGUAAAGUUUUUGAAGUCAGUGCGCGCGGUGACUUAUGGGAUUUAUUGUGUGUUGUCACAGAGGAGCCGGAGCGGAGCCGCGCAUGCACGAGCCCAUGCGGAGCUGAGGAGGUGCGAUCAAUGAAGCAGGAGAUCAUGGCGGAGGAGCCGCGCUGUAAGAGGAGAAAACAAGCCAAUCCCCGGAGGAAGAACGUGCUGAACUAUGAGAAUGUGGUGGAGACGGGCUCAGAGUCAGACGAGGAUGACAGGCCGUUGGUCCCGGAGGAGAACGGUUUGGCCAAUGGCGGCGGCGGAGAGGAGGACAAGGCGGGCAGUCCUGCAGGCGUGCCUGCUUUGGAGGCAUCGCCCCGCGUCGGCCACGCCCUGCUGUCCUACCGGGGCCAGAACAGGCCAGAGGGCAGGGAGGGCCAUCAGAGUCAUCAUCACCACGCCUGGGACCUAGGUGACAACGUACACGAGCGUCUCAACGGUACGGAUGACAGGAAGCAGGACUUUGAGGCUUUGGGUCUGGAGGACUCCACCUGUACAGUCAAGCGAGCAGAAGGCGUGUUGGAGUUGGACGAGUUCUUCCUCAAACGUAAACUGGAGGAAGGUGAAGGCCACCCGGCCGCCAUCGCCGAGUACCUGCAGCGCAGCGACACCGCCAUCAUUUACCCAGAAGCCCCAGAGGAAGUGACGCGACUGGGCACGCCCGAGGUCAUCGGCCAGGAUGAGAGCGAGCACGACCUGCCGGCCGGUGCACCCGAUGACUUCGCCCAGCUGCUGACGUGUCCGUACUGUGACCGCGGCUACAAGCGGCUGACCUCCCUGAAGGAACACAUCAAGUACCGCCACGAGAAGAACGAGGAGAGCUUCCCGUGCUCGCUGUGCGCCGAUACCUUCAGCCACCGCGUGCAGCUGGAGCGCCACAUGGUGACGCACAAACCGGCCCGAGACCAGCCACAGCUGCUGAACGAAGGCGCCGGAAACCGCAAGUUCAAGUGCAGCGAGUGUGGAAAAGCCUUCAAAUACAAACACCACCUGAAGGAGCAUCUGCGCAUCCACAGCGGUGAAAAACCGUACGAGUGUUCCAACUGCAAGAAGCGCUUCUCUCAUUCUGGAUCCUACAGCUCCCACAUCAGCAGCAAGAAGUGCAUCGGCCUGAUUGCCGUCAAUGGACGAGUGCGCAGCGGAAACAAGCCCAGCUCCUCCCCCAACUCCACCACCUCCUCACCUGGCAGCCCUGCGCUCGCCCAGCUCCGCCACAAAUUGGAAAACGGCCGACCACUAGUCCCACAAGACCAGCAAGGCCAGCUGGAUAUCAAAGUAGAGCCCAUGGACUUCAACGAGUACAGGCUGCUGAUGACCUCCCAGCACGGGUUUGGGGCACCAGGGGCCUACAUGAAUGGCUGUGGUGGAAAUCCCCUCGGAAUCCAGAGCUCCUCCCAGAGUCCACUACAUCACCUAGGAGGCAUGGGGCUCGACCUCCCCCUGCUGGGUUUUGCAGGCUCUCAUGGGAACAACAUGAAUGAAGUCAAGAAGGUACUGCAGAUCGUGGACAACACCGUGUGCAGGCAGAAGAUGGAUGCAAAUCCAGAGGAAAUCUCUAAACUCAGGGCCUACAUGAAGGAGCUCGGUGCCCAGAUGGAGGAGCAAAAUCUAGCGGGCUUCCAGGUGGUGGGCCACAGCAGCCCCACUAAGAGCAUCAUCGACUACACUCUGGAGAAGGUCAACGAGGCCAAGAGUCUGAUUGAUGAAUCUAAGAGGCAGGUGGACAUGAAGAAGGAGAAGCCAAACCACUCAGUGGACCUCAGCGGUGAGGACAAAUCCCAUGAGGGCCACGCCCAGUACCUGCCAUUUUCCUGCCAAUAUUGCAAAGAGACGUUCCCUGGGCCGAUCCCACUACAUCAGCAUGAGCGCUACCUUUGUAAAAUGAACGAGGAGAUCAAAGCAGUCCUGCAGCCCAGUGACAGCAGGGGGGCGCUGUUGUCAGAGCAGCAGACUGGAGUCCCACCCAGCACGGACAGGAGCUCCAGCAGCCCCGUCAAUCCAUUCAAGGACCACGUGUCGGUGCUCAAGGCCUACUUUGCCAUGAACACUGAACCUAACUCAGAGGAACUUCUCAAGAUUUCUAUUGCUGUAGGUCUUCCUCAAGAGUUUGUGAAGGAAUGGUUUGCUCAGUGGAAGAGCCAAAACCACCACGGAGGCAACCUGAGGAAAAAGUCGCCCCCCUCAGACCUCGGUGGGUCGGACGGCACCCGGAGCUUGAGCCGUUCACCGAUGUCCUCGUCCCAACUGUCUGUGACACUCCCCACCAUAGACUUCACUAACGGAGACGCCUCCCACAGACUUUCAAAGGCCAACCAGUUUACAGCCAGCAGGCAGAUAACAGGAGACAAACCACUGGAUUCACUGGACCACUUGAGGAGCAACACUCCAUCUCCCCUCAACCUUUCGUCUACAUCCUCCAAAAACUCUCAGAGCAGCUCUUACACUCCAAACAGCUUAGCCUCUGAGGACGCCCACGGGGACACACCGCUAGAUCUGUCCCUGCCCAAACACAUAGUCCAAAAGGCCACAUCCGUCGGAGAGAAGCGACCCAGACCCAAUGGUUUCAUCUCUGUCUGCAACGGUGAGCUGCAGGGCCGGGAACACGGACCUGGGCCCUUAGAUUUGGCCAACAUCAAGAAAGAGGUCCUGGGUUCUGAUGGGAACAUGGGAGGGAACCCCAUCCACCAGCUGGAGAAAAGCACUAGUCCCAUUUUUGGGAUCAACCCCUUCACUGGUGGUCCGAUAUACACCUCCCUGCCCCCUCAUGGAGCGUUUCCUCCACCUCCCUUUAUGUCUCCUGCACAAGCCUCCAUCCCGGGCCUCAGGCCCUACCCGGGCCUGGACCCUGUCAGUUUCCUGCCCCACAUGGCCUACACCUACGCCACAGGGGCCACGUUUGCUGAGAUGCAACAAAGGCGAAAGUACCAACGGAAAUCAGGCUUCCAGGGGGAGCUGCUGGACGGGACGGCGGACUAUCUGUCAGGCCUGGACGACCUGACAGACAGCGACUCGCUCCUCUCCAGGAAGAAGAUUAAGAAGACUGAAAGUGGUAUGUACGCGUGUGACUUGUGCGACAAAACAUUCCAGAAGACCAGUUCCCUCCUAAGACACAAAUAUGAGCACACAGGUAAGCGGCCUCACCAGUGUCAGAUCUGUAAGAAGGCCUUCAAACACAAGCACCACCUCAUCGAGCACUCGCGCCUGCACUCCGGCGAGAAGCCGUACCAGUGCGACAAGUGCGGCAAGCGCUUCUCGCACUCGGGUUCCUACUCGCAGCACAUGAACCACCGCUACUCCUACUGCAAAAGAGAGGCCGAGGAGAGGGAGGCCGCUGAGAGGGAUGCGCGGGACAAAGGCGGCGGUGUGGGCGGCGCCCUGGAGCCCACGGAGCUGCUCAUGAGGAGGGCCUACCUGCAGGGCCUGGGACCUCUGGGUUACUCCGACCUCGAUGACCAGCAGGACGAUAACAGCGGGGGAACCAUCCUGAGGGACGGCAUGGAACCCAGAGGAGGCGCCAUGAGGGGGCGAGAGACGGAAGUGGACAAAGUGUACGAGGAGGUGACAGACGGACAAGAGGAAAGUUUCAGGGAAGGAGAAGAAGAAGAGGAAGAGGAGGAAGAAGAAGGCGACAGCAGAAGCCAGAUGGACUCGGGGAGGGACGACGGCGACGGGAAUGACGUGGUGCAUCUGAUGGACGAGAGUUCAAGAGAAGGGAAAACAGACAGCAAGUCGGACCAAGAGGACGCAAACUGACGUGGAAAAAAAAGACACAGAAAGCUUUCACUGAACACUCGUCAUGUUCACUUUUUUUCCUCAGCGAAAACGUGCUGUGCUUCACAAAGACGUGAUCACCAAGAUUUGUGACGAAAACAACCGGGGGCGAGACGGGACGGGACAUCUCCAAAUCCACAUUAUGCAAAAAGAAAAAAAAGUAAUAAUAAUGAUGAUGAUGAUGAAAUGAAGGUGUUUUUAAUGUACAGUGUUAAAGGCCUAAAAGCUGUGUGGUGCUAAAACGUUCUUAACUUUAUCGCGUGUUUUAUCGUUGUCACUUCUGCUAUUUUAAUCACUACAAAAAAUAACAGGAAAAAAAAACUCGCAACUUCCCAUCAGUGUUGUGUUUUGGUCUGCGUAUAGACUGCGGCAAUGGUCAUUUUUCCCGUGCAAAGCUAGCAACUCGCUAAUUGCCACACGCAAAUAUAUCCGCUAAGCUAAAUCACUGAGUCAAACCAUUAACGUCUCCUGGUUGUUACGUAUUAUUGGAAAACAAUUUGGACACAAAGUAAACAAGCUGAGUUUCAAGCUAGCGACACAUUAACAAGCAACUUUGGUCAGUUUAGGAAGCUGUUCAAUGUGUUAGGCUAGGCUAGCUGCCGCCAUGGCUGCCUGGGGGAUAACACUUAGUGAAAGGGGCGGAGCUUGUAUGGUCCAACCGGGUCUGUAAACUCUUCAGAUUUUGGGAGUUGAUUUGAAGAGGAUUCUUAAAACUCAGUUUGUGGUGUGCGACAUGGCGAGCUAACAGGCUAGCUGCCUCCAGUUUUUGAUCACAAACGUUUGACAAAAUUGAUCGCUAAUUUCUGCAGAGGACUGAGAUCUGCUUCAACAAUGUUCACGCGACCCAAACUGUGACGUCUGCUGACUUUCUUUGAUUUCAAAACUUUUUUUUUCAAACCGCACGACUUUGGGCCUCGUGAUUUUCUUGAUGAGAAAUUCAAACCUGUGUGAGUCUUAAAUGUGGACGGUGAAUCUGAAAGGGCUCUGUUUUUAAGAAUAAAUAUGUAACAGAGCAUUUUGUGUGUUUUAUUUUCUCCAGAGAAAGCCUUAUAUGCAAAUCCCACCUGUGCGUUUCUGCAAAGUGCCAUCCUUGUACAGUGUAAAUCACCCGCGUUAUCUCUGCUCCAACCUCAGUAUUAAAAUUAAUAUUUCAUCUUGUUUUCUGGACGUACUUUUGUCAGUAUUAGUGUAGCUAGGCGUCGGUUUGUUAGUUUACAUAUGUUUGUGCAAUUUUUCUGUAUUUUUCCACAAGCUUUUUGUCAGUAUUACCUUAUUUUGUUGAAUUUUCCAACACAAAAUUCAUUUUAGUUUUUAUUUUAAAAAUUUACCAUUUUAUUUAUGUGACUCAUUUUAUAUUUCCUAAUUUUAUUUAUUUCAUACUGUAGUGUACAGUAUUAUAGUUCCUCAGAAAUAGAUAUAUUUUAGUAAAAAUGAUUCUGUCAUUGACUUAUUGGAACAAAAUAUGAAUAGAGAACACUUAUUUGGAAAUUUUAAACAUUUUGUUUUAACUACUGGAAAUUCUAAAUUUGGGGAACUUUUGAUACAAUGAUGUGAAAACACUGUAUUUUUGAGAAUUUAAAAGAAAAUCCACUUUAUUCAUGCCGCUGAAGAGGUGAAGGACUUUUAAUGGUGAUGAUGAAAUUCCUGAAAUGUCUGAAGUAUUAUAAAAUUUUUAAUUUCUCUUGGAAAUGACCAUGCUCGAAUAAAUGUAGCCAAAUUAAAUUUUAAUAAAGCUGUGUUAUUCUUCUUGUA